UUAAGUUCAAAGUGCCUUUAUUUUAUUUUAACGCACUUUUAUAUUCAAUUAUUUUAAAUAGUAUUAAUUGCUAUUAAUUGGUAUGCAUGAAUAAAGCAGUUAUUGAUUUAAAAAAAAUAUAUAAUAUAUAAUUGUGAAAUUUUUUACGGCUAUUAAAUUACACUUAUUUUGCAUAUCUAAUAAUAUUUUUCACAGUGUUAACCUAGUGUUUUUACAUAACAGAAACCUAGUUAUCAUGAGGGUUUAUCUUUUAAAAACAAUAGCGAAUUCGUUCGCCCGAAGAUGUUACUCUACUGCAAAUUACAGAAAAGUCACUCAUUGCAUAUUCGAUAUGGAUGGAUUACUUUUAGAUACAGAACAAGUGUAUGAGAAAAUGAUUACUCAGUUAUGUGCCAAAUAUGGUCAUAAGUAUACCAAUGAACUAAUGAUGAAAGUGCUCGGUGGAACUGAGCAGCGUCUAUCUGAAAUCCUUUGCAAGGAGCUGAAUCUUCCAAUCUCUCCAAAGGAAUUCAGAGAUCAGCUACUUGUUCUUGGUGAUACAAUGCUGGCAAACACACCACUCUUAGAUGGUGCUGAAAGAUUAAUCCGACAUUUGCAUAAAACUCGGGUUCCCUUCGCACUGGCUACCUCAUCCAGCGAGAGAUCAGUACGCACAAAGAUAGCUCACCACGAGGAGCUUUUCAAAUACUUCCACCACAUGGUGAUGGGAAGUAGCGAUAAAGAAGUCAAGUUUGGAAAGCCGAAUCCUGACAUAUUUUUGGUGGCAGCCGCUCGGUUUCCUGAUAAGCCUGAUCCUUCAAAGUGCCUGGUCUUUGAAGAUUCACCUCAUGGAGUCACAGCAGGAAUAUCAGCUGGCAUGCAGGUCGUCAUGGUGCCUGACCCCCAUCUAGACAAGAGACUGACAACGCACGCCACAAUAGUAUUGCCAACUUUAGCUAAAUUUCAGCCCGAAAUAUUUGGGUUGCCAGCCUUUCAGUGAUAUUAGAGUAAGUUUUAAUGUUUUACAUAUGAAUAUACUCAUCGUCAAAUAUAAAUGCGCUUCUGAAGUUUGUCUAGACAUGUAAUAAUUUAAAUAAUAGAAUGUCAGUGUUUUAGAGACAAAGCAAUAAACUGUAUUGUGACUAUUUUGUGUUAUUAUGGCACACGCACGAAAGGAAAAAUUAUGUUACUUCUUUUAUGUAUUUUCCUUUUUUUUGUAUAUGUAUUCCUUUAUCUUUUUUUGUAUAUGUAUUCUCUUUUAUCUUUUUUGUAUAUGUAUUCUUUUAUCUUUUUUUGUAUAUGUAUCCUUUUAUCUCUUUUUUUGUUGUAAAUGUAUUCUUUUAUUUCAUUUUUGUGUAUGUCUAUCUAUGUCUUCUUAUGUUCUUAUUUGUGUGUUGUAAGUAAUGCAAAUAAAUUAUAUAUCUAUCUAUCUAUGUAGAAAUAAAUAAAAAUAUACAAAGUUUUAAAUUUUAUUAUUUAGAGGUGGUAAAAUGUUAAAAUAGGACGACUAGAAAACAUAUUUUAAUGUAACAACUACUGGUAUAACUUAUGUUUAGUUAGAUUGAGAAAGCUCGACUUGUUUUGGGAUCAAUUCGUGAUCCUUAUUCAUUAGUAGUAGUUAUUACAUUAAAAUUUAAUGUGUGCUUACUAGAUCUAAAAAUAUAUUUAUAAAUAUAAACCUGAACAAUAUGAAUAUACUAAAUAUUAAAAGUCAUGGACCUAAAUAAAAAGUAGGUACUUGUUCAUUGUUAACACCUAUUUACUUGUAGCAUUAUAAUAUACAUAUUGUUUUAAUGUAAUUAUUAAUUUAUAGGGACUUCAAAGUAAAAACAAACACCUUCGAGGCUGACUUAUUACCACAAACUUUAGAGGCGCAUUUUUUGUACAAUUUAUAGAGUAGUGUUAAACACUGUUCUUACAAAGAGUGUGAUAUUUGAAUCAUAGAAAUUAAGAAAAUAUAAAUUAAAUAAUAAAGAAAAGUGGUCAUCAAAUAUAAGUAAUUUUUAUAAUCACUUGUGAAACAUUUGUAACAAUUUUAUUGUCAACAUUUUAUAUUUAAUUUAAUUUUGUGUUUAUUCCAUUUGUCAUACAUAUUGGCACCAUUGAUAAAUGUAGACGUACAGGAGCCACGAUGGCUCUAGUAACCUCAAAUGCUUAACCCUUAAAAGCAUGAUUUUUAUAAUCAAAUUAAAAAAUAUAUAAGUGUAUCCUUUACUGUGUUUACUAAUGAGGAAAAAUAGUAAAAAAGUCAAAACGAUAUUUUUAUAUAUUUAUUUUGAAAAAAAAAACAUUUGGUAUAAUUUUUGAUACUUUAGGCAUUACGGUAAUCAAAAUAUUUAAAUUUAUUUAACAACGAAACAAUGCAAACUCCGGUAUCAAAUUUGAAACUUCAGGCAUUUAAGGGUUAAAAUCAUAUGUAAACUGUAGUCGGAGUGGUCAAACAGUUUUCUAGAUACUCGUCAAUGACUAUUUCGACACAGUGGGGUUGAUUCUGACAUGCCAUUCCUUUAAACUUAACUUUAAAAUUAAAAUUUUAAUUUAGUAUUACCAGUGGCGUAGCUAGGCAACCAAAGGCCCUUGGGCAAAAAAUACACCACCCUUCUUAGGGUGUUGUAUGGUAUUGUAUUCUUAUACAGGGGAGUUCCCCGCAAGUUUCAAACAAAGAUGUUCGAGACUUGUUGGAAAUCCCCCUGUAUUUUUUUUAAAUAAGUUGCCAUUAUUAAAGUCAUAUUCCUGGAAUCUGGUUUUUUAUACUCCAUAGAAUGUUGGACAAAUUUUCACUAGUUCAAUUAAUAGUUUUUAAUCAGAGUCUGAGGAGGUCCCUGAGUUUGGGGGCUCAGAGACACUACCCCGUCUAGCCCUCCGGUAGUUACGUCACUGGAUAUCACAGCAAAAUUUUUAUUUAAGGAACAAUAUGGACUAAUUUUCUUAUUAUAAUUUUAGUAUAUGAUGGUAUAUAAAACAGUCGUCGUAUCAGCCAUUAACUGUCCACUGCCGAACAUAGGCGUUUCCUCUUAUGGGACGCCUAUGUUCAACCUGCCAAGCGUGGCAGGCGGGUUGGCAACCGCAGUUGGGACAUAAAACAGUAGUUUUGCGAAAUAUUGAUUUAAAAUAUUAGUUUAAGAGAUAGGUUUAACGGACGGAUAUAUAUAUAUAUAUAUAUAUAUAUAUAUAUAUAUAAGAUAUAUGUUCUUUGAAACAUGCUGUUUUGCUACGCCGUCUGUUAAAACAAAAUAGCGUUUGCCAUCGGCCUAAUUAAGAUUAUUUUGGAACCUGACGCCUGCCCCUCUAGAUAUUGGGCACAAGAGUCCAUCAAUGGAGUUGUCAUUGCAAGUAACUCUCGAGUUGAAAUGAGACGUCGGAUAUUACUAUCUCGUUCUGUCUCAUGAACUCGAUACAGAUUACGAUUCCUUCAAUGGAUUCGCUUCUUGCCACUUGUCUAAAGGGUCUGGCCUGGCUUGUUUGUAAAGCAACAUUUUUAAGCAAAAGCUUAGUUCGAAGGUUCGCUAACAUCUUAAGAUGGACACCAGACAGUUCUAUGCUCUUAAAUACAAAAUAAUACUGCGUUCGCGAAAUAUUGUUUGCUAAAAUAUACAAUAAUUGAAUAAUAAAAGCAUGAUUAAUGCCAACGCUUUAGCGUUAAGACACGUCACUUUUAAGUGACGUGUCUUGUUAAGGCAUCUGUCUUUUGUUUUGUACUUAGUACCCUUUAUUUUAUUGUUUUAUUUAUGACAUCUCUACUUACUAACUUAGAAUACAUAGUAUAGAAUGUUUACUAACUACUCUUGUAAGUUUUUUAAUGGAUGAAAACGGAAUAGCACCUUGGUUUACGCUGGCGUUUUCGUGUGAAAUGAUUGCAUGGAAGUAGUUUAUCUAUUUUUAAGUAUUCCGAAGAUUUACAUAUUAUUACAAUUAUUGACUUUGUAAUAUUAUGGAUCGUUUAUCAUCAGAUGGCCUGUAUGCUUGUUUGCUACCUUUAUGGUAUAAAAAAAAAAUAUUGUCGAGUGAAUUGUGAGGUAGUGUGCAGCGAUUUUGCUUAAUUUGAUCAUGUUCAAACAAAAAUCCCCUAAGUCAUUGAUUUUAGGAAUUUAUUUAAAUGAAUAAUAACAUCAACAUAGGCGACGUGCCUAAAUAAAUUUGAUCUGAUCUGAAUCACAAAUAUUUUAAUAAAGUGCUAAAAUAUAAGACAGUCGUUCCUGAACCAUUACUGGUGUUGUAAAUUCACCCGCAUAGGUGUAAUCUGAGGGCCUACCAUGAAAUGUUUUCCGAAAUUUCGGAGCCGAACGAAACACAAAUUUGAUGUUAAAAUUACAUAAAAAUAUUAAAUUAAUAUUCUUUUGGACUUUUAUGGUAGGAUUUAUGACAAACAAAAUGUUAAGCUGCAUUUACUGGGCUAAUUUAGGUAAUUAAUAAAAACACGAAAUUGAGUCCGAAACUUCGGAAUUUCAUUUCAUGGUAGGCCCCCUGUUCCGUAGGGGUCAAGUAUUGCACAAAGUAAGUUGGGAGGAAGGGAGGUCUUGUAUGAGUUACAGGAGGGGGGGGGGGUGCGGGUCGAAUAAAGCGUUACGUAACAUUUUUUUUAUUUAAAUAAAAAAAACUAAAGUACGUAUUAGUACAUCAAAUUUAUUUUAUUUUCUUUGUCAGUAUUCGUUAGUGUUGUCAUGUUUUAGACUUUUAGGUAAGUAUUCACUUGGGUGUUACGUAAGGUUUAAGGAGGAGCAGUGAGGAAGGGGGGGGGGGGGGGGGUGUUCAGAAAAAUGUUACGGUGUGUUACAUGGGGAUAGGGAGGAGAAUCAAAAACCUUGCAUAAACUGCAUUACUGAGUACUUGAACGUCCCCUUAUAUUUUAGGAAAAUAAGGCUCGAAUAGAUAACGAGAUCUCUGGCGUGUUUAGAUUAAGUACAGAAUUGGUAUAGAUUGUUAUAGAUGGUGGUGUAAUUUUCGGUGUUCUAAUUAUGACAACUUGUUAUUUUAUUUUUAAUAUAGGUAAAGGGCUAGUGUUGCCCAUUAUGCCACUAAUAAACAGGAAACGAGACGGGAUAUUAAAAAAGAACAGUAAAGAUUUUGGUAUUAGUGAUAAUUUGUCAUUUAUUACAAUGUUAUUACAGAAAACAUGUAAAUAUCGGCAAUUACUGUUGCUAGCUAAGCGCUUCCAUUAUGAGGUAUCUAAUUUUAAUUCUUAAAAAUAUUAUCAUUAAAGUUUUAAUUUCGACCGUUCUUUAAAAUUUUCUUUAUCAUUAUUAUGCGAUGCCAUCGCCGAUAUUGAAACGAUUUUGAGGAGUCUUUUUUGUUAUAAAAUGACACAUCUGCAUACUCAUUGUCAGUUUAGGUCUGUCAAGUACGACUUAAAUAACAAAAAACAAUAAAGUCGAGCCUUAAUAGUAAUAUAAAUGCAAAUAUUUUAUAUUUACCAUUGUAUUUCUAUAGAACUGUUUUAAUUGUUUACAAAUUUGUUAGUUUAUAGUAUGUUUAAAAGUAAUAAAUUAUUUAUUUGUCUA
Messenger RNA from Galleria mellonella (greater wax moth), 5477 nucleotides. Its product is annotated as probable pseudouridine-5'-phosphatase. The coding region runs from base 236 to 979 and encodes 247 amino acids. The record is from RefSeq and is a predicted model, not a curated record. Gene Ontology annotation, molecular function: phosphatase activity. The transcript is spliced from 4 exons. NCBI's taxonomy places the organism in Eukaryota, Metazoa, Arthropoda, Insecta, Lepidoptera, Pyralidae.